AGGUUUUAUGAAUUAAGUGUAAUAUUAUGAACGAUACAAUACAAAAUGUUCGUCUUUCAAGCGGCUAUGUUAUGCCUCUUAUUGGAUUUGGAACAUAUCGAAUUCAAGGGAGAGAUGUAAUAUACGAAGUAAUUGAUGAAAGUUUAAAAGUAGGAUUUCGUUCUAUUGAUACAGCUGCCGUUUAUCGAAAUGAAGAAGAUAUUGGCUAUGCUUUAACAAAAUUAUUGCCAAAAUAUAAUCUUCAAAGAAGUGAUAUUUUUAUUACAACUAAACUCUCUCCAAGUGAUAAUGGAAAUCUAAAGGAAAUAGAACAAUCUGUGCAAAGGUCCCUUAAAGCUCUUAAUACCACAUACAUUGACCUGUAUUUAAUUCAUUGGCCUGGGGCAACUGGUACAUUAGAAUCUUCUACAAAUAAUCCAAAUUUAAGAACAAAGACUUGGAACAAGUUAGUAGAUAUCCAGAAACAAGAAUUUGUAAGAUCUAUAGGUGUGUCUAAUUAUACAAUAAAUCACCUUGAAGAAUUAUUGCAAAAUUGCAAAGGUGUGCCACCAGCUGUUAAUCAAGUGGAAUGUCAUCCACAUUAUUGCCAAAAAGAAUUAAUUAAAUAUUGUAACCAAAAAGGAAUUCAUGUACAAGCAUAUUCUUCCUUAGGAACUAGUACUAGUACCAAUCUUUUAAGAGACCCUGUUGUUACAAAUAUAGCUUCCCAACUUAAAGUACCACCAGCACAAUUAUUGUUAAAAUGGGCUUUGCAACAAGGAAUUGGUAUUAUUCCAAAAGCUGUGAAGAAAGAACAUAUAAGAGACAAUAUAUUGUUAAAUUUUGUAAUUGAUGAAGAAAGUAUGAAGAUUUUAUUUUCUCUACCUCAGUAUAAAUAUGCUUGGGAUCCUUCCAAUGUUUUUUAG
Habropoda laboriosa is the source of this 905-nucleotide messenger RNA. RefSeq names its product glyoxal reductase-like. The record is from RefSeq and is a predicted model, not a curated record. Bases 27 to 905 code for a protein of 292 amino acids. NCBI's taxonomy places the organism in Eukaryota, Metazoa, Arthropoda, Insecta, Hymenoptera, Apidae. The transcript has 6 exons. Gene Ontology annotation, molecular function: oxidoreductase activity.